AUGGAAACUUGUUUGAAGCUUAGCAAUUCUGAUACAGUGGCAACGAACUCCGGCGUGUAUUCAGAGGCAGCAAUGACUUUCAUUGUAGAAUGUGUGGACAGGUUUGAACUGGCGACAAAGGGCUUGAAGCAAGCUCGCGGCUGGCCAGUUAUAUCAGUAGUGGGGCGGUUUAUGAUAACAGUUUUAUGGUUUCAAUACAGGGGCAUAUUUCUAAUCUGUAUCGGGCUGGCUUUAGAACAUAUUUGCAGUCUUUAUUGUGAACUAAUUUUGAGGGCUAUAGCACGGUUUGUAUGGUUUGAUCCAAUAGUCCAUGGUGCAAAGCUGAAACUAGCAUGGCAUAGCAAGAUGCAUCGAAUUUGGAAGCAUGAAGUUUGA
Molecule: messenger RNA, 375 nt
Organism: Vicia faba (fava bean)
Lineage: Eukaryota; Viridiplantae; Streptophyta; Magnoliopsida; Fabales; Fabaceae
Source: the annotation of a GenBank genome assembly